This is a messenger RNA of Melospiza melodia melodia, 2386 nucleotides long. Its product is annotated as UDP-glucuronosyltransferase 1A1-like. The transcript has 6 exons. The coding region runs from base 91 to 1683 and encodes 530 amino acids. Lineage: Eukaryota; Metazoa; Chordata; Aves; Passeriformes; Passerellidae. The record is from RefSeq and is a predicted model, not a curated record. Gene Ontology annotation, molecular function: UDP-glycosyltransferase activity.
GAGAUUGCUGAGAAGCGCGGAGCGAGCGCCGGAGCUCCUGUGCUGCCGCGGGUUUCCUUCCCUGGAGGCUCUCAGCUGAUCCCUGCAGGAAUGGCCCUGGGGCUCAGUGCUUCUCCACCAGCUGUGCUUCUGCUCCUGUCCCUGCUGGGUCUGGCUGCUGCUGGGAAGCUCCUGGUGGUGCCAGUGGACGGGAGCCACUGGCUCAGCAUGCGGGAAUUGCUGGACAUGCUCCAGCAGAAGGGACACGAGGUGGUCGUGGUGGCACCCGAAGUCUCCCUGCAGAUCAAACCAUCCAAGAGCUUUGUGAUGAAAACGUACCCAGUCCCCUUCACUCAGGAAGAGAUGGACAAAGUUUUCAAAGGGUCAGUAAUGGAUUUAUUUAAAGGAGGACCUUUUCUGGAAAGAGUCAUUAGACAGUACCAACAGGCAAAGAAGACAUCUGCUCUGUUCCUGGCCACCUGCACACACUUAAUCCACAACAAGGAGCUCAUCAGGUACCUUGAGGAGAGCAAGUUUGAUGCUGUCCUCACAGAUCCUGUCCUCCCCUGUGGGGCAAUAUUGGCCGAGUAUCUUUCCCUGCCUUCCGUGUAUUUCCUGCAGCAAAUUCCGUGUGGUUUGGAAUAUCAAGCCACCCAGUGCCCCAAUCCCCCUUCCUAUGUCCCCAGAGUAUUUACAGACCUUACAGACCGCAUGACCUUUCUCCAGCGGGUGAAGAACAUGCUCUAUGACAUCCCCAAUUUCUUCCUCUGCGACAUUGUCUUCCAACCUUAUGCAGAACUGGCUUCGGAGUUCCUGCAGCGGGAGGUGACCGUGCCGGAUCUCCUGCGCCAGGCUUCCAUUUGGCUCAUGAAAUACGACUUUGUUUUUGAGUAUCCGCGCCCCAUCAUGCCCAACAUGGUCUAUGUUGGAGGCAUCAACUGUCUGCAGAAGAAGCCACUCUCAAAGGAAUUUGAAGCCAUGGUGAACGCCUCUGGAGAGCACGGCAUCGUUGUCUUCUCGCUGGGCUCCAUGGUGUCCGAGAUUCCCAUGAAGAAAGCCAUGGAGAUCGCGGAGGGCUUGGGAACAGUCCCUCAGACGGUCUUCUGGCGCUACACAGGCAAGGCACCCCCCAACCUGCCCAAGAACGUGAAGCUCGUCAAGUGGCUGCCUCAGAACGACCUCCUGGCCCACCCCAAGACUCGUGCCUUCAUCACCCACGGAGGCUCCCACGGCGUUUAUGAGGGAAUCUGCAACGCUGUGCCCAUGGUGCUGAUGCCUCUCUUCGGGGACCAGAUGGACAACGCCAAGCGAGUGGAGUCCCGCGGAGCAGGGCUGACCCUCAACAUCCUGGAGAUGACUUCCACCGACAUCUCCAACGCCCUGAAAGCCGUGAUCAACGACAAAACGUACAAGGAGAACAUCCAGCGCCUCUCCGACCUGCACCUGGACAGACCCAUCCACCCUCUGGACCUGGCCGUGCACUGGGUGGAGUUUGUGAUGAGGCACAAGGGGGCCCCUCACCUGCGCCCCGCCGCCCACGACCUCAACUGGGUGCAGUACCACUCGCUGGACGUCAUCGCCUUCCUGGCCGCCGUCACCCUCCUCUUCCUCUUCAUCUCCUUCAAGUGCUGCCUCUGCUGCUGCCGCAGGUGCUGCGGCAAGAAGGGCAGGACGGGCAAGGCCACCAAAGCCAAGUCCCACUAGCACCUGGGGACGGUGGUGGUGACCGAGCUCCUGCUCCAAACACGGCAGCGGGGCCGGGGAACAGCUCGAAUUGCACUGCAAUGAAUCAAACACUGUGAUUUUCAGCCAAGGAAUGAUAGGGAUCCUUUGAAAUAGCAGCACGAGAUGGGCUGUUCCGCUGAUCUAAUUUUGGCUUUUUAAUUAAGAAUGGGUUGUUGAAAAUGCCUUGUGUAGGAGUGCUGCAGUCACUUGGGAAGGUCUGAGUGUGAAAUCCCCGGCCCCUGGCUUCCACCUGUCAGUGUGCAGAGGACUCAGUGACUUUUUCUUUCAACCUCUCCCUGCAGCAGAGAUAGGUAGGGAUUUUGGAGGACUUUAGGAGAACCAUCUGGUCAGACAGAUUCCUGUUUGAAAUCUCUGCGUGGCUGCUGUUGUAGGAGAGGCAAAUGUUGUACACUCGCAGUUCCUGUCACGCAGACAAAGAUCUAUGCACAUCCUCAUGGGUUUACAAGGCCCUGAACAAUAUCAAGCUGCUGGAAAAGCACUGGUGUUUCCCCCAAAUUGCCCAUCAGGCAGAUGUGCUGUAGCUGGAGCUCACCUGCUAGUGAGAAGAGUUUGUGAGCUUUGCUUAUAAACCCCCACAACUGAUUUGUUCUUUGUAGGUGAUGCUCAGGGAAAGACCCCCAACCCCCAGCCCUACAAAUAAACCCCAAAUACCAAAAAUAAA